This is a messenger RNA of Physcomitrium patens, 2305 nucleotides long. NCBI's taxonomy places the organism in Eukaryota, Viridiplantae, Streptophyta, Bryopsida, Funariales, Funariaceae. The record is from RefSeq and is a predicted model, not a curated record.
GAACAACGUGGAUUGGCAUCUUAAGUCAAUUAUUCCCGCUCCUCCUCUCUCUUCUUUUUGAGGAAAUGGUUGGCGGAAAUAGUCAUGUAGCGUAAUUGGUUUCUUCUUGGAAAGAUGUGGAGCAUUGAAAGUACCGAUAUUUCGGUUGCUGAGAUGUGAUGCUGUGAAGGUUUGGUAAUUUUGAGCGUUUGAGGAAGUCAUGAUUGCUGUUUGUGCGCAUUGAAUUGCUUCGGGUGUGGUAUUGCUAGAUCGUCCUGGCUCCAUAUUUACGAUAUCAUCUGAAUUCUGGCGUUAUUUGCCUUCGGUAGCGGAAGUGGUCUCUUGUUGCAGUGGAUUUUCAUUUUCAUCGAUUGCAGACACGAAAGUGGAGAAUUCUGUGAUCCAAAUACGUCCUUGAUUCAUUCUAGACCUGGGAAAUAAAUAAUUUUGUUGUGCAUCAAGUAGCUUUUAUCUAAUAACAGACGUGAAGAAUCCUUGUCUUCGAUACACUGAUCGACUUUCCAGCUCUGAGUCCAAGAAGAUCAGCUCCUAUUUCUUAAGGUUAUUCUUUUCUCAAGUUUUAGGUGAGAGACCAAUCUGGUUGUUGUGUAGGGGUCGCUAUUCUUGAGGACUACGUUCCGGUAUUUAGAGGAUAAGUAUACUACCUUUUACGAGCGGAAACUUCAAAUCGGAUGAGCGUCUUUUGGAAAUCCUCUCCCUUCAGCUGCUUCCAUCUCGCUUGCUCUUAAAUCCGUACUUACUUCCAGCCUAGUUCUGACCAAGAACACAAGGAUGUCACAGGCCUUACAUCGAAGUGGAGCUAGUCUAGCUGUCUCUUAGACAGCUUUCUCUCAGAAGAAAGGUCAUAGCCCCGUGCCUAUGACGGCUUCUUUCGAAGUGCAGGAAGUUCUUGACAUUCCCGUAGAAACUCCAGCCACUGUUUCAAAGAAGUCAGAAAAUUAUGUUUCAGCUUUUCCAGAGUAUCAAAGCCUUCGUGGUCCUGAAUUCAAAAAUCCAUCGAGUGCCGCUGGUUUACGUAGAGCUUCGAUUGUAUGGUUCAGGAAUGAUUUGCGUCUGCAUGAUAACGAAGCUUUGGUUUCAGCUAGUAGAGAUUCCCUCUCCAUCUUACCAGUAUACUGCUUCGAUCCAAGGGACUAUGGGAAUUCAUCAUUGGGUAUUGAUAAGAACGGUCCCUAUCGAGUGAAAUUCCUCUUCGAAUGUGUCGCGAAUCUGCGGUCAAGUUUGAGAGAAAGAGGCUCAGACUUAAUUGUUAGGAUUGGGAAACCAGAGGAAGUGCUUCUCGACUUGGCAAAAAGCGUGGGAGCAGAAUCUCUCUAUGCCCAUCAGGAAGUCGCGUAUGGAGAGCUCCAGGAAGGAGAUUUUGUUGCAAUUUCUAGCAACUCUUACACUCCUUGGUUGUCACAUAAAGGUGUCGCCGUCAAAAGAUCAUGGAAUGCCUUGAACAGAGGACCUUUCCAGGCUCAGGAGAAGGUGGCUGCGGCUUUUCAAGACAACGGAGUUGAAACGAAAUUCUUUUGGGGCGGUACUCUUGUUCAUCUUGAGGACUUACCUUUUGAACUAGAUGAUAUGCCCUCCAAUUACGGCGGAUUCAGAGAAAUGGUUCAGAACUUAGCUGUCAGGAGUACAAUUGAAGCACUUCAAGAGCUCAAGGGUCUACCAGCUUGUGGAAAUAUCGAACCUGGACGCAUUCCAUUCCUACAGGAACUUGGCUUGAAUCCUGCGGCUGAUAUGCGACAGGAGAUCCAAACAUCAGGUGGAGCUGUAUUGAUGGGAGGUGAAGACGAAGCCCUGAAGAAGCUGGACAGAUAUGUUUUGGAAACAAGCUCAUCCAUAGCGAAGAACAAGCAAUCGGAGACUAGUGCUGACAGCUUGUAUGGUGCAAAUUUCUCUUGCAAAAUCUCUCCCUGGUUGGCCUUGGGUUGUCUCUCACCACGACGAAUGUUCGAGGAUCUGAAAAAGAGUCGAUCAAGUGCUGGAGUAAUGCCCACCUUGCCUGUGAACACUUUAGGAACUGGAAAUGAAGACCAUAGACUCAACUGGGUUCUAUUUGAGUUGUUAUGGCGAGAUUUCUUUAGGUUUAUCACAAAGAAAUAUGGUACUGAGGAGAAGUUUAGAGAGUACUCCAAUUGCAGCCAGAACUGCUUCUCUGGUUGCAGCUUAACAUAACAACAUUUGAAUGAGAUUUGUAAGGCUUUACAAAUUUAGUAUAUUUACUCAGAACUUUGUCCAGGAACCAAUCCUUUGUUCUGCACCACAGCAUUUCUUGUACUGUAAUAAUAAUUGAUUUGCAUAGAAUUUGCGUUGA